UCUCUCUCUCUCUCUCUGGGCAGACGAUGAUGACGAGACUUUUAAAGAACUCAUCGACAAGCAACACAACCAGGAGGCCUGCCCUGCUUCAUCUUGUUUGCGCUGCCGCCAUUUUCUCUCUCGUCGUUUUUGCCAUCCAGUCAUCUUUCUUCACCGGUAGCCAGAACCUUGUUACUGUCAACAGAGAGGAAGUUGAGAUCUUAUCUCAAUUCCAGUCCAGUGUUCAGCAAUGCGUAGCGAACAGAGGGCUUGGACUUACUGCAAAAAUUAUUGACCACUGUAAUUUGAUUCUCAAGUUUCCAGAGGGCACUAACAGCACUUGGUAUAAUGAACAGUUUAAAAUCUAUGAAAAGUUGGAGUACAGUUAUGAUGUUUGUGAGGCAAUUUUACUCUGGGAACAGUAUCGUAACAUGACUACAGUAUUGACAAGAGAAUAUCUAGAUACUCGCCCAGAUGGAUGGUUAGACUAUGCUGCAAAAAGGAUUGCACAAUUAGGUGCAGAUAAAUGCUACAAUCGGUCUCUCUGUGAGGAGAACCUUAACUUAAUUUUGCCAGCAAAGCCACCCUUCCACCCCCGCCAGUUUCAGACAUGUGCUGUUGUCGGGAAUUCUGGAGAUCUCUUAAAGACAGAGUUCGGAAAAGAAAUUGAUAGUCACGAUGCAGUUAUACGAGACAAUGAGGCCCCAGUUACUGAGAAAUAUGCAAAGUAUGUUGGUCUGAAGAGGGAUUUCCGCCUAGUCGUAAGAGGUGCUGCACGUAACAUGGUUAAAAUUCUUAGUGGAUCAGCUGAUGAAGUACUUAUUAUCAAGAGCGUGACUCACAGAGACUUCAAUGCAAUGAUAAAGAGUAUUCCAAAUCCUGUUUAUCUCUUCCAAGGUAUCGUACUACGCAGAGGUGCCAAAGGAACUGGAAUGAAAUCUAUAGAACUAGCACUUUCAAUGUGUGACAUUGUGGACAUAUAUGGUUUCACAGUUGAUCCAGGGUAUACUGAAUGGACACGAUAUUUUUCUCCACCAAGGAAAGGGCAUAAUCCGCUGCAAGGAAGGGCAUACUACCAACUCCUGGAAUGCCUCGGUGUUAUUAGGAUCCAUUCUCCCAUGAGAGCAGAAAGGAAGCAAGACUGGUCAGAUGUGCCAAGCCGAGAAAUGAUAAGAAGAGCUCAUGCAGCUGCCCUGCACUUGAAGAGGAGUCAAGCUGGCCAAGAUGGUCGGUUGGGACAAUUUGGAAGCUGUAAAAUUUGGGGCAAUGUGGGUCCCCACAGCAGUGGGCCUAUCUCUGGAUCUCCAGACAUGAGUGGUAUCAGGAAGUACUCAAAUUACAGCAAAUGGGAAGUCAUGCCUUUUGUUAGCUUAAGAAAGGAGGCACAGGAUCAUUAUGUUCAGAUGGAAGGUGUUUCUCUGUACAAAAUGGAUGGCAAUAAAUUGGAUGAUCUGGUAUGCAUGAGACAUUCCUCAAAAUCCGAGGUGUAACCCAAAUUCUGUGUUGGUGUCUUUUUGUAUUCCCGUGAUGAUUGGUUGAGAGCAGAACCAGCCGGGUAUAUUCAUUCUAUAUGGAAUUUACCAUGAGAUAGGUUUCCCAGGCGGGGAUUCUCUGAAUUGGCCUUGCCACUGCAUUCGUGUCACUUCAAACAAUGGUGCCAUGUGGUCCUGGAUUCAGUGUGGGUUAUGGAAAGAUGAGGCCUUGGGAAAUUCAGAAAUUGCUGUUCUGGUACCAUGUAUUGGAUUUUGUUAAUUUGGAAUGUUUAUAUUUAAAAUCAAUGCUAUGGUGAGCAGUCAAGAUUGAUUGUUCUUUGCAAACAUGUACAGGCUGGUGAUAGAUAGUUUCAGGUCGAAUAGUCAUUGAUCUUUUGGAGUGAGUGUGUUGCUCGGAGAGGCUUGUGAUGUUCUUGGAGGAGAAUUCUGCAAGCGCCCUUAUCAAAAGGAAGUUUACUAGAGGAAAACCAUGUCCAUAAACAAAAUCCUCUUCCUCUUUUAUUAUUAUUUUCUGUGUAUGGUUUAUAUUUUGGUGGCUAAUUAUUUAUAUAGCUUGGUGCAGAAGUUUGGACUUAAAAGGAAAUGUGAAAGUCAGGCAUCUAAAUGAAGAAACUUUUGGUUCUAGACAAGCGAUAAUUGGGAAACCACCCCGGCACUCUGGUCAAACACAAGCUUCAUUUAUACACAGAUCUAGGGGUUUGAUUCAUAUUAGGUACUAUACUGCAAUGAAUAGUUGUUAAUGAAAAAGUUGUAUAAAAAAG
Messenger RNA from Ilex paraguariensis (yerba mate), 2233 nucleotides. The record is from the annotation of a GenBank genome assembly. NCBI's taxonomy places the organism in Eukaryota, Viridiplantae, Streptophyta, Magnoliopsida, Aquifoliales, Aquifoliaceae.